AUGUCCAGCUCCACUCGUGUCCAACGGAGGACAGGGUUGGGACAUGUGCUGCUGGUGAUCAUUGGAGUGACAGAAUGGACGGUUUUAUCUGCAGGGACGAGCUACAAGCAGAGUGUCCCCCGAGUCAAACUGAGCUAUAAAGACCUGGUGCAGGCUGGCAGUGUCUCCAUGAUCCUGGGGCCUUCAGAUGGACUCCACUCCCAUACACUGCUGCUCGACGAGGAAAGGGGCCGACUGCUGCUAGGGGCCCGUGAUCACAUCUACCUGCUGGACCCUGACAAUCCAGACAAAGCUCCCAGGAAGAUCCAUUGGCCAGCCUCCAGGGAGCGUGUCGACAUGUGCAGACAGGCUGGCAAAAACCCAAAUCUGGAAUGUGCCAACUUUGUUCGGGUUCUGCACAACUACAACCACACACACCUGUACACCUGCGGGACUGGGGCCUUCCAUCCCAUCUGUGCCUACCUCCGCAUCACUGGAAAUACACAGGACGGGGAGUUCCAGCUGCUGUCUGACACAGAGGAAUCAGGCAGGCUCAAGUGUCCCUUUGACCCUGUACAGCCCUUCACCUCAGUACUCACAGAUCAGUUCCUGUACUCGGGCACCUCUUCAGACUUCCUGGGUAAAGACGCCUCCUUCACUCGCUCCCUGGGCCCAGCUCCAGACCAGCACUACAUUAGGACGGAGAUCUCACAGGACUACUGGAUCAAUGAGGCUAAGUUCAUCUCCGCUCACUCCAUCUCUGACACGUACAGCCCGGAUGACGACAAGAUCUACUUUUUCUUCCGUGAGGCGUCCAGAGAGGGCAGUGACAAGACCAUCGUGUCCCGCGUGGCCCGAGUCUGCAAGAAUGACAUGGGAGGGCUGAGGAGUCUGACCCAUAAGUGGACCACGUUCUUAAAGGCUCGGCUCGUCUGCUCUGUGCCCGGGGAGGACGGAGUGGACACACACUUCGACCAGCUGCAGGACGUCUUUAUGCUCCCGAGUAGAGACGAAAAGAACCCUAAAGUCUACGCUGUCUUCACCACCUCCAGCUCCCUGUUCCCUGGGUCAGCAGUGUGUGUGUACAGUAUGUCUGACAUCCGAGCGGUGUUUAACGGCCCCUACGCCCACAAAGAGAGCCCUGACCACAGAUGGGUGGAAUACGAAGGACGUAUACCUUACCCCCGCCCCGGAACCUGUCCAAGUAAGACCUAUGACCCUCGCAUAAAGAGCACGAAGGACUUCCCUGACGAGGUGGUGGGCUUCAUGCGCAUGCAUCCCCUCAUGCAGCGCACCGUGUCUCCAGUAGGGGGCAGACCAGUGUUUACGCGGCUCAGGGCGGACUACACCCUCACACACAUCCGCGUGGACAAGGUCACGGCGGAGGAUGGUCACUAUGAGGUCAUGUUUUUGGGAACAGAUGUGGGCUCAGUGCUGAAGGUGGUGUCCAUCUCUCAAGAGAACUGGGCCACAGAGGAGGUCAUCCUGGAGGAGCUGCAGGUCUUUCAGACUCCCAGUCCCAUCCUGAGCAUGGAGAUCUCUUCUAAACAGCAAGUGCUGUUGGUGGGCUCGGCUCUAGCCCUGUCCCGGGUCUCUUUAAGCCGCUGUCCUGUGUACGGUCAGGCCUGUGCUGAGUGCUGUUUGGCCCGAGACCCCUACUGCGCCUGGGACGGACACAGCUGUGCACGCUACAUCCCCGCAGCCAAGAGACGAGCCAGAAGACAGGACAUAAAGAACGGAGACCCUGCCACACAGUGCUGGGACACAGAGGAUCGGAAAGGUUUGGAGGAGAAGCUGAUCUUUGGCGUUGAGAAGAACUCAACAUUUCUGGAGUGUGUGGCCAAAUCUCAGCAGGCUCAGAUCCUGUGGUACUUCCAGCGAGCGGGGUCAGAGCGCCGGGAGGAGAUCAAACCAGACGACCGCAUGCUCUUCACCACCCGAGGCCUCCUGAUCCGUUCCGUCCGGUCCUCAGACGCCGGAUCCUACACGUGCCUUGCCCAAGAGCACUCCCACUUCACCUACACCCUCCUCCGAAUCAAACUCCAGCUCGUAACACACGCACAGAUGGCCUCCAAGCCCACCGACGAAACCCACCUCAAAGCUGAAUCCAAGCAGCGCUACAAGGACUACCUCCGGGUGAUGAGCGCCCCCUACGGCUCGCUGGAGGAGUACUGCGACUCGCUGUGGCUGGAGAAGAGGCCGGCCCGGGCCAAAGGGAGAGGUGUAGGGGCAAGUAAGUGGAAGCACAUGCAGGAGAUGAAAAAGAACAGAAACAGAAGGCACCACGUGAAGGCGGAGGAGAUACGACGUUAAGCUAAUGACUUUGUUUGGGUACUAUUCAAAUAUGUUUCAGCUGUCCAUAGCACAAUUUCAAUGUUGGAAAUGUUGUUUUCUUUUUUAUUUAAUGUCAUGUUAUGUUAAAUUUACUUUUUUAAACUUGUGUGUUAUAAUGUUCUAUCUUGAAAAACAUUGAUUUUGUUUCUUUCACACUUGCUUAAAGAGCCUGUACUGUGCUAUUUUCUGAUCUGUUAUAAUGUUGUCUCCUCUGCAAAAACAUACCUGGAGUUGUGAUCUGUUUCAUUCACACAGGUUUAACACAUAAACCUGGCAUAUUUAAGCAGAAAACACUGUUCAACCUUGUGAUGUCAUGUGGUAAUACAGGAAGUGCUCCAUACACCUUCUCUCUACUGAACAAAAAGGUAAAUGUAGCUGUUAAAGAUGAUGUAACUUUUUGGUUGGGGGUCUGUUACCUGCUUGUUUCCAUGGAUAUGUCAAUGCUCUGCCUGGAAUGUUCCAUAGUAUGACAUUAAAUAGCUCUACCCUACAUGUAUUAAAUUACAGGUAGAUGUAUAGCUCAAAAACACCUAGAAAAACAGGCAAAGACUGUUAGCGGGGUGGCCUCUUCACAGAUCUGAUGUGUAAGUUGGUCUGGUCUCCAUAGAAAAUACAAAGGUUUAAUACCACACUGUAAACCAUUCCAGAUGAAGCUAUAACAUAACAAGUAUUUGACUGAGCCUCCACCAGAAAAGCUACACAAUGCACCUUUAACAAAAAAAAAACAAAAAAAAAAAAACACGACUCUAGGUGUGACAUUUUUCCAUAAUAUAGGACCUUUAAUAUCCUGUUAUGUUAAAAUGACUUUUGAGCUUGUGGUAACAUGGCAUAAUGUUCCAUCUUGAAAAACAUACCUUCAGUACGUUGACAGUUUUAAAGCGGGAUACAAUUUCUUUUUUGUGAUCAUUAUUGUAGGAUUUAAACACAUCUGAAACACAUCUGAGUGUAAAUAUGUGACGUGUACAGGAGCAUGCCUAGUUUACUCCAUUACUAAACUGUAUGAAUAAAAUGAUAAUGUUUUGUUUUGAUAUAAUAUUUUUGUACAAAUGUGUCACUGAUUGUAGCUCAAGCUGAUGGAUUCUUUUGGAUAAUUUAAUAAAUGUG
This is a messenger RNA of Boleophthalmus pectinirostris (great blue-spotted mudskipper), 3417 nucleotides long. RefSeq names its product sema domain, immunoglobulin domain (Ig), short basic domain, secreted, (semaphorin) 3D (gene sema3d). Gene Ontology annotation, molecular function: semaphorin receptor binding; chemorepellent activity. Gene Ontology annotation, biological process: semaphorin-plexin signaling pathway; axon guidance; negative chemotaxis. The coding region runs from base 1 to 2292 and encodes 763 amino acids. The transcript has 17 exons. The record is from RefSeq and is a predicted model, not a curated record. NCBI's taxonomy places the organism in Eukaryota, Metazoa, Chordata, Actinopteri, Gobiiformes, Gobiidae.